Messenger RNA from Trichophyton rubrum CBS 118892, 381 nucleotides. RefSeq lists its product as uncharacterized. The coding region runs from base 1 to 381 and encodes 126 amino acids. The record is from RefSeq and is a predicted model, not a curated record. NCBI's taxonomy places the organism in Eukaryota, Fungi, Ascomycota, Eurotiomycetes, Onygenales, Arthrodermataceae. The transcript has a single exon.
AUGUCGCUUGUGAUCGUCCCAUGCGAGGGCCCCCUGGACGAGUUGACUACUGACAAACCUAUAGUCUUGGCCAAUAUAUGCAUCGCCUACCCUGGUGGACGCGGGGGUGGUCAGGCCAUUAUCGAGAGAUCAGGCCGUACGAAAAUAUCGCAUUUUGCUAACACUGUGAUGCGCUGCUCAUGCCUGGCCGGUUCUAGAUUGGAGGUCCGGAGCUCCGGCUGUGAUGUCCUGACAAAUCUCGAGGCUGGCAGUGCAGCGUGCUUUAGUCAUGAAACAGCAGCCAGACUGGGGGCGCUGGAUGAUCAUGCUAACCUCUUGGGCUUCUUCUGUGGCAAACAAGGAAAUCCACGAUCAAGUGAUGAGGAAGAUGAAUAUAGGUAA